ACGCGUGUUAACGUUAAAAAUCGUCGUGUCCCGCCAUUUUUCAAUCGGCAGAUCGCUAUUGCUCGAGUGGUUGACCGCGUCCAGAGGUCCUCACCACCGUCUCCCUAGGCCCUGUAGCGUCGCUUGAAGGACAGCAGCAGGUCGACAGUGUCCUCUUCGUCGUAUCAGCGCGCAGAGAGCGGUCGAUAAGUCCCCCUACACGUCGAGAACGCGCUCCAAUCAAAGGAAAGAUUUCUGUAGUCGCGUCGGAGCCAAACCGAAAACGAUAAACAUGAUGCGAGCAGCGUCGUCGCCCAUGGAGCCUCUCAACAAGAAUAUUCUACUGGCUGGUGAAGUGAUCGCGGAGAAAUGGAAGAUUGGAGAGAAAAUUGGAGAGGGAACAUUCAGUCAGAUUUACUCGGCAUAUUCAAUCGAGAGUCGAGAUAAAGUUGCAGUAAAAGUGGAAGCGCCCAGCUCCCUCAAGCCUGUGCUAGAGUGGGAGAGCUUGAUCCUCAAGAGUCUGCAGGACUGUCCCUACGUGUGCAGAUACUAUUAUCACGGCAAGCAUGGAGACAGCACCGUGCUGGUAAUGGAGCUGCUGGGAGACAGCAUGUCGAUGCUGAGGAUGUCGCCCGACUCGAUCCACGGCGUUCCAUUGGCCAAAGCGGUCUCAGUGGGACUGGAGAUGCUGGACUGCAUCGAAGCCUUCCAUCGCCACGGGUACGUUCAUCGAGACAUCAAGGCGUCCAACUUUGCACUCAGCGCGCUUGCAGAGCGUAAUCCGACGAAGCAGCAGCGCUACUAUAUCAUUGACUUUGGGCUAUCAAGACAGCACUUAGGAGAAGACCGACAAGUGCUGCCUGCUCGCCAAGUUGCGGAGUUUCGAGGCACGUCCAUGUACGCGUCGCUGAGCUCGCAUCGUCGCCAGGAAUUGGGGCCUAAGGACGAUCUGUGGUCGUGGUUUUACCUCGUCAUGGACUUUUUGCGCGGAGAAUUGCCCUGGGCAGCCGACGCACAGCUGAAGAACCGGCAGACUGUGCUUCGUCUUAAGGAACACUACACUGAAGCCAACCCAGGCCUGUUGGUUGAGGGUCUUCCAGGUGCAGCGCAGUUGCUGGAGUUGAUGGAUUAUCUGCAGUCUUUAAAAUACGACGACAUGCCGGAUUAUAAGAGAAUCCGUAAGCAACUGCAAGCUGUCGGAGAGAGUUCUCUGGUCUCGGAUAAUAGCGACAGUGGGGAUGAAGAAUCCAAUGCUGAUAAGAGGGAAGCACACGCGGUGACUGAUGUGUCUGGUCUCGAUUGGAACGCUAUCAAAUCGGAGCGAGAGAGAGCGUUGAAGUGGACGGAGAAGGCGGAAGAGCACAAAGACAGCGACGGAGCGUCCGACUUGUUGCUGACAAUUGCGAAGCGAUUCCAGACCUUCUUCGACAGCGAAGGACUGACGUUUGAAGAGCAGAUACGCGUGCAAGGUGCAGUCUAUAGCAUCGAGAAGAAGAAGCGUGCGCGUUCGACGUUUCUUGCUCCUCCGCCCAUCCAGAGCUUUGUGAAGCGUCGACAGUCGGAGCAGAAAAUGCGCUCGGAUGCGCUGCGUAGACGCCGAGAACGAGACUUUCAAGUGCGCCAGUCGCUGGAGAUUAAAAAAGAACAGGAAGCACCGGCCGAGACUGUGUCUGAGGGUGGAGUCGAGGAUGGAUCGCUGCGACCUGUCAAGUCCGAGAGCUCCAUGGAAGUAUCUGAUAAUGAGGAUGCUGGAACGAAGCCUGCAGCCUCUACUUCUCAACCUCAAGUGGGUGGCGUACAAUCUACACAGACAGGAUCAGCACCUUACCAUCCGCAACACGUGAUGCCUCCGCCUCCAGGACCUCAGUGGAAUCGCAGCUCGAACCUCGGACCAAUCCCUCCACCUCCUCCUACUCCAGGGACGCAGCGUCCUGCGUAUGGACUCCCUCCCCCACCACCUCAUGUCGGACGCUAUGCGAAUGGAGGAAUCCCUCCUCCACCUCCAGGAUUCCCGCCCAAUGGAAGCCAUCACAGUGCACCCACACACCCUCCGCCUCCGCCACGUAAUGGGAACUCUGAAUCUGUCCGGCAGUUUGACAACCCAGUGGAGACGAGAGAAAGAAGUAAGCCUGGUGGCCCUACAGGUCGACACUAUCCGGCAGAAACAAGAGGAGAGCGUGGGUACGUCACUCAGAGACCGCCAACGUCUCCUCGAGAUAAACGACACUACGACUCGCCGAGAGAAGAUCGUGGAUACGGCGCUUAUCAGCGGCCUCACAAGUCUCCUCGAGAGAAUUCUUCUAUGUCUGAGCGACACUAUGAUGGCCGAGUGGAGAGAGAAGACCGUGGUUACGGUCAUCGACGAACUCAGAAAUCCCCGCGAGAGAGCGACAGUCUUGUUUCUGGUCGGCACAAUGACCAAAAAGAAGAUCGUGGAUAUGGUUAUCAACCUCAAAGCACCCCUCGAGAGAGUCACGGCCAGUACUCAAAGGAGCGGCCAGAUCAUCAAGACAAAGAGCGCUAUUACGAAGGGAAAAGACCGCGCUCACGCUCACGCUCACGAUCAUCACGACGUGGAAGUCGACCUCGACGUCGCUCGUACUCAUCGUCGCGGUCUCGUUCGCGAUCGUACUCGCGGUCUCCUUCUCGAUCGCCAUCUCCUCAUUCCCACCGCCGCAGUCGCGACUAUGAUCGUCAUCGUGGAAGCCGGAAAGUGAGAUCCAAGAGAGAACACUUUCGCAGACAUCGCUCACGUUCGCGUAGCAGUUCGAGAUCCCGAUCAAGGUCCAGUUCCCGCUCAGUGUCUGCUUCACCGCCUCCGAAGCGCUCCCGUCACUCACACCGACACUCGUCACAUUCAUCAUCUCGGCGUCACUCAAAGGAAUACGCGAAGGAGUAUGUGAAAAAGGAGUACGUCAAGGAUUAUCCCGAGGAAUAUGUGAGCUCGUAUCCGAAAGAGAACCCGAAAGACUACCGUCACCGUUCUCCCUCGCCUGAUCGCCGACAGUAUCGACGUUCUCCUUCACUGGACGAUCCGCGACACCGAUCCCGCUCGCGAGACUACGCUCGAGAGGAUGGAUCGUGGGGUGUGGAUAUCCGCUACAAACCACCGUCAACUCCAGAGAUGCAACGGCGAUCUUCCCGAUGGCAACCAAGGUCCUAACUGAGAGAAAAAAGUACCUUAUGAUAGGAAGUCUGAAGACCAAGACGAAGCGCUGAUACCUGACGAUUCACUUUUUUCACCCUGGAAGAUGGUACGAUAUGAUAGUGGAUGCCAGAAUACGGCUGCCCUGCUAACACAUCGGAUUGAUAUAUUUUCUCUUUCUUUUGCGAUGUCGAACUGCGUGAAUGGAACAUGCUGUGGCGCUGGGUGUUUCGAAAGGCACCGAGAGUUUGAUAUAAGUUGCGUGAGUGACCUCAUGGUUUGGGUGAUUGAAAGGUGGCUUACGUUCGAAGUUAUCUCCGCGGGGUUACAUUGUCGUGCUGACCGGAAGAGGCUGUCUAAAGUAACACUAAAUGCGCAUUGCUAGCUUUUUCUUACGCGGUUUGCCUUGAAUCAAGAUGCGCUGUUUUUGUGAGCUACAAGGCGUGACCAAGACGUUUGGUGCUUGCUUCCGUGCUGGCUAUCGGUACUUUAAUCCAGUGCACCAUGGUGACUCAAGCAGAAGGACCAGUUACGGUACUGAGUCCGCUUAUUGGAAGAGUCCAUGUGGUUACAGUGUAUUGACCCGGUUACCGCAUGCAAGUGGUCAUGGUGCGUUGGCAACCGCGAUCUCAUUGUUCACGUCGUAACUCGUCUCAGACUUAAUGGAGUUCACAUGGCCGUCGUCUCUAGUACAUGCGUGUCUGCGGUUGUUCGCUCGCCUUUCCAAGGUCGAAUGGUGUUAGCGUUCAGACCGUUGACAAACGCCGCCAAAUCAUUGGCAUUAUUGGCACAAGCCCAGACAAAGGGCUCGGAGAUCGGAAACGCUAUGCAGCAACGCAAUGGUACAAGCCAGCACCGAAAUGUUCUUAUCGUCGCCGACCUUGUCCACAAAUGGGCCGGUAUCUCUUCGCUCUGAUGAUUCGAAACAUGAUGGAAAGUGGAAACAAGUGGAUUGUGGCACGAAGGUUAACAUGGGGGAACACUGCUCUGCUCAGCAGAAAAAACAAGCCGUUGGCGAGCGUGGCGCAGGCAAACAGCUAGCUUAUCUGAUCAGGUUUUUCACCCGAAACAACUUGUUGAAAUACUUCUCGAGCUGGAGAGCCACCAUUUUCUGGGUACCAGAAGCAGUAGCCUCGGCUACGUUGAACUUCACGGUCAAAAUGUCUUUGGAAUCGCUGAGCCCAUCGAAACCCCACUUCACAAAAUAGACUCCUCUGAAGGCUCAUAGCCUUCUUUUUCAUGAUCGGAUUCUUCCUCGCCUCCAGAAGCAUCUCUACCAACCGACUUUCACCGCCAAAUCCCCUUGCUAGCACUGAAACAACUCUUUCACGAGCCAGUAUUCUUUUCUACUACUGUCUAAGCGCCCCAGCACGUCCAUCUGUGGGCUGGCAAAACGUUUUCCACGUUUUUAAUCUUCAAAAACUUUAAAACAUCGUCCACCGACAUUCCGCUUUUCAGCCAGUCCUGCGAUUACUGUUCCUACAACUUUGUCGCGAUCAACUUCGUACGUGGAUUAUUACGCCUCCUAGCAGAUACAAGCGCCGUUGCCACAUUAACUUGUCCGUACUUCGACGUCAGUGCCUUUAGCAAUGCUAUUUCGCUAGUAGGAUUGUUCUGGGUGAAUCGAUAGACCUACUUCGCCAAUACUUGCAGCUUUUCGCUUCCCA
This is a messenger RNA of Phytophthora nicotianae INRA-310, 4791 nucleotides long. RefSeq names its product CK1/TTBK protein kinase. The transcript is spliced from 3 exons. Gene Ontology annotation, molecular function: protein serine/threonine kinase activity; ATP binding. Gene Ontology annotation, biological process: signal transduction; peptidyl-serine phosphorylation. Gene Ontology annotation, cellular component: cytoplasm; nucleus. The record is from RefSeq and is a predicted model, not a curated record. Bases 272 to 3142 code for a protein of 956 amino acids. NCBI's taxonomy places the organism in Eukaryota, Oomycota, Peronosporomycetes, Peronosporales, Peronosporaceae.